Cucurbita pepo subsp. pepo (vegetable marrow) is the source of this 910-nucleotide messenger RNA. Its product is annotated as signaling peptide TAXIMIN 1-like. NCBI's taxonomy places the organism in Eukaryota, Viridiplantae, Streptophyta, Magnoliopsida, Cucurbitales, Cucurbitaceae. The record is from RefSeq and is a predicted model, not a curated record.
CAUUAGAAUAGCUAGCUAUGGUACAGUCUGAAAGAAGAGUAACAAAUUAGAACAUAACCAUGUGCUGCUGCUGUUGUGAGGACUGUAACUGCAGGCCUCUCGGCUUUCUUCUCGGCCUGCCAUUCGCCUUCCUCGCCCUCUUUGUUGGAUUUGUCGGUAUUAUUAUUUGGAUCUUUGGAUCGGUGCUCAGUUGCAUAUGUCCUUGCUGCUUGUGUGUGACUGUGGCAGUUGAAUUUGCAUUGGCUUUGAUCAAUGUUCCAAUUCUUGUCAUGAAAUGGUUCACCUCCAAAAUCCCAUGUUAGGAUGCCUUGCUUGAAGAUUAUACAAGAAAUAUUUAUCAAAUCUGUAUCAGAUAUUAAUAACUUGAUUGGCCAACUAGCAUGUUCAGUCAAUCAAGGUAUUACUAGCCUUCUUUGUUGGUUGAUAUGUUUUAGUUCUCAUAUUGCAAUGCUUCAAAUCUAAGAAACAAUAAUAGAAACAUAUCUAGUUCUGGAUAAUUGGUUGAUUUUUCCUUUUCUAAGUUCAACUAUUCUAGAUUUGGGAGAUUAAACUAUCGACAUUUGAGAUCAAAUCUAAUCAGUCAUUUGAAGGAGAAAGACGAGUGCAUAAAUAUUGUCAAGAACGAAAAAGAUCAAGAACUUAAGGACCGGAUUACUCGGUGUGCAAUCUACUAUACGACCGUUCUAUGAAUCCGAAAUCCCUGAAAAUACAACAUUUCACUUGGUUGAUCACUUCUAAACUCCAAUCGUCCCCUGCUCCACUGCCAGAAGUUCAGCUGAAGCCUGUAUUGCAGCUUCCUCCUCCUCUGCUGUCUAAGUCAGUUCUGCCACCGCUGCCAUCCAAAGAAAAGAGGUUGAUCUGGCCGAGAGUUGGCGGAAUUCUACCACUCUUUGAGCCGGAGAGACUCCCG